UCAUCCUCUCUCUUGCAUCCUCUCCCAUGAGUCAUGGCUCAUAUGGAUUUUCUGGAAUUAUGGGUGGACAUCAUUGUUGUUGGGCUCUGCUUGCAAGCUCAGGUGCUCAGUGCGCAGAACCUGACAUGCAAUUUGGUGGAUUUGAGGGCAUUGAAGGAUUUCUGGAGUGCUUUUGAAUCAGGGAUUGAUGGGUGGGGCUCUAAUUCUUCGACUGAUUGCUGUAACUGGGUAGGUGUUUCUUGCAACUCUUCCUUGUCUCUCGGUUUAAGCAACGAUCCUAUUGAUUCUGGUAGAGUAACUAAAUUGGAACUCUUCAAGAAAAGAUUAACAGGAAAACUCAGUGAAUCGUUAGGACAAUUGGAUCAGCUUAGAAUCCUGAAUCUCUCUCAAAAUCACCUCAAGGAGUCACUGCCACAAUCCUUGUUUCAUUUGCUCAAGCUAAAGCACCUAGACUUGAGCUCUAAUGAUCUCUCUGGUCCUUUUCCACAAAGCAUAAACCUUCCUUCACUUGAACAACUUGACAUCUCUGAUAAUUCUCUUGAUGGGCUCCUUCCCACACGAAUUUGUGAAAAUUCUACUCGAAUCGAGGUUAUUCGUUUGGCAUUGAACAACUUCGCUGGGGAAAUUUUACCUGGACUUGGGAGUUGUAGUGUCCUAGAGCACCUGUCUCUUGGUGUGAAUGAUCUCACAGGUGGGGUUAGUGAAGAUAUAUUUCAGAUUCAGAUACUAAAGGUACUGAAUCUCCAAGAUAACAUGUUUUAUGGGAAGCUAAGCUCUGGAGUUGGUAACCUCUCUAACCUUGUUUUCUUAGACAUUUCAUCAAACAGGUUUUCGGGUACAAUCCCAGAUGUUUUCUAUGGCUUGUCAAAGUUUGAGGAAUUUGUAGAACAUUCAAAUAGGUUUGAGGGGACCAUACCUCGUUCAUUGUCAAAUUCGCCGUCCAUGAAGUCGCUUAAUUUGAGGAAUAAUUCGUUGGUUGGUUCUAUUGAUGUUAAUUGCUCGGCCAUGAUUAAUUUGACAUCUCUUGAUUUGGGUUCCAAUAAUCUUAGUGGGCGGGUGCCUGAUUAUCUUCCCUUUUGUAGAAAAUUGGAAAAAAUAAAUUUUGCCCGGAACAGUCUCAUCGGUCAAAUCCCUGAAAGCUUCAAGAGCUUUGAUAGCCUCUCUUACCUUUCCCUGACAAAUGUCAACAUAUCUAAUAUUUCCUCUGCCCUUCAAAUCCUACAAAACUGAAAGAACUUAUAUACCCUUGUACUCACUGCAAACUUUCCUGGGGAAGCAAUGCCGGCUGAUUCUGACAUACGUUUUGAGAAGUUGAAAGUUGUUGUUAUUGCCAAUUGUAGACUCACGGGUUCAUUGCCGCAGUGGUUGAGUGGGUGCACCAAAUUGCAGUUGUUGGAUUUAUCAUGGAACCAUUUUGGUGGAAUGAUUCCGGGAUGGUUUGGAAAAUUUGAGGAUCUCUUUUACUUGGACAUAUCAAACAAUUCUUUUACUGGGGAGAUUCCAAGAAACUUAACUGUGUUGCCUAGCCUCAUUAUCAGGAAUUUCUCGUUUCAGGGGCCUUCCUUGGAUAUCCCUUUUUUCAUGAGAAGGAAUAUUGACAGUGGGGCAUUGCUGUAUAAUCAGCUUGAUAGAUUUCCACCAACUCUGGAUCUCAGUUGUAACUCUCUUACUGGACCAAUCUGGAGAGAAUUUGGAAAACUAAAAAAACUGCAUGUUUUGAAUUUGAGGAGGAAUAAAUUAUCCGGAAUGAUACCUAGUGAAUUGUCUGGGAUGACGAGCUUGGAGAGACUGGAUUUAGCUCUUAACAAUCUUUCAGGUAAUAUUCCUUAUUCCUUGGAGAAACUCACUUUUCUGUCAAAAUUUGAUGUUGCCUACAAUCAACUCGACGGAAAGAUCCCCAUAGGAGGUCAGUUUUCAACAUUCCCAGAUUCGAGCUUUGAGGGAAACAAUCUUUGUGGUGACCAUGGUGCCCCUCUAUGUCCAGAGAAUAUCAGGACAGAGAAGACCUGGAUGGAGAAAAAGCAUAGAAAAACCAAUACAUUUAUUUUUGGAAUAGCUGUUGGGUUAGUAUUUGGGAUAGUAUUUGUGUUUGCACUUCUCGGUGGUAGGUAUUUAAUUAGUUAGGUACGGGUACUUAAGUAUACUACAAUUUUUGAUCAUUAAUGUUCGUAAAAUUCUCGUGGAAAUCUUGAAAAUACGUCAUAGGGUUCUCCAUACAUAUACAUUUAUUGAAAUGAAGUGUAUGGAUACCCCAUGGGAUUGUCUUAAUACCUCAGACUUCGUUUGGAACUUUAUAUAGGAUAAUAUAAUUUUCCUAUCCAAUGUGUAAUUUAAUCCUUGUACAAGUUGAUGUAUAAUUUAAUCUUAUCCGGUGUUUGAAAAUAA
Tripterygium wilfordii is the source of this 2385-nucleotide messenger RNA. RefSeq names its product phytosulfokine receptor 1-like. NCBI's taxonomy places the organism in Eukaryota, Viridiplantae, Streptophyta, Magnoliopsida, Celastrales, Celastraceae. Gene Ontology annotation, molecular function: protein binding. Bases 34 to 1230 code for a protein of 398 amino acids. The record is from RefSeq and is a predicted model, not a curated record. The transcript has 2 exons.